Messenger RNA from Mugil cephalus (flathead mullet), 2003 nucleotides. Its product is annotated as apoptosis regulator BAX-like. The coding region runs from base 89 to 667 and encodes 192 amino acids. Gene Ontology annotation, cellular component: mitochondrial outer membrane. The transcript is spliced from 6 exons. Gene Ontology annotation, biological process: mitochondrial fusion; positive regulation of apoptotic process; intrinsic apoptotic signaling pathway in response to DNA damage. NCBI's taxonomy places the organism in Eukaryota, Metazoa, Chordata, Actinopteri, Mugiliformes, Mugilidae. The record is from RefSeq and is a predicted model, not a curated record. Gene Ontology annotation, molecular function: protein homodimerization activity; channel activity; protein heterodimerization activity.
AAUAAUUCCAUUGGCUGAGGCCAGUAACCACAAACAAAUAAAUGUCGUCAUAUCAGUAUACGGAAGUACAGACGAUCUAAACAACAAGAUGGCAUCGCACCCGGGAGGAGGCGAUCAAGGAAAUGCCAAAGAUCAGAUACUGGAAGUAGGAACUGUUUUGUUAAGAGACUUCAUCUAUGAACGGGUUCAGCGUCAUGGUGACAGCAAUACUAAAGUCACCAGGGCACAGCUGGGUGGAGGAGAGCUGUUGGACCCCAGCCAUAAGAAGCUUGCACAGUGCCUGCAGCAGAUCGGAGAUGAGUUGGAUGGAAAUAUGGAGCUCCAAAGGAUGAUAGACGACUCUUCGCUCAGUCCCUCAAAAGACGUCUUCUUGAGAGUUGCCAUCGAGAUCUUUUCAGAUGGGAAAUUCAACUGGGGAAGGGUGGUUGCACUCUUCUACUUUGCCUGUCGACUCGUCAUCAAGGCUCUUGUAACCCAAGUUCCUGAAAUCAUCCGAACCAUUAUCGGCUGGACCAUGGACUACCUCCGCGAACAUGUGAUCAACUGGAUCAGGGAGCAAGGUGGCUGGGAGGGCAUUCGUUCAUACUUUGGCACUCCCACAUGGCAGACGGUGGGGGUUUUCUUGGCGGGUGUGCUCACCACUGUUAUAGUCAUUCGCAAGAUGUGAGAGCCGCGCGGAGUGCAGGCGGGAGGAAAAUGCUCAGAGCGACGACAGGGGCACGGGAACGAAAACAGGAUGGAACACCGGAGGAACAACUGAUGGAAGCUGCAGCAGAGGGAAACGAGUUGAUCAGGAAGAACUUGUAUUUGAAGAACCGCUCUUCGUUUCUGCCUCCCAUUUAAGUGUAAGGAUUAGGAGUUGGACUGAUCUGAUGGACUGAUGAUCCUUAUGCCACCGAGGAAGAGAACCGUGCAUGAUUAGAUGCAUUGGGCAGAGCGUAGAGAAUAGGAAGACAGAGGUGUUGUCAGACUUUGAGCAGCGAAUGCAUUUUAAGUAAUUUAUUUUUUACUUGGUACAGACAAAAUAAGUCACUGCAUUCUGUUUUUUCUUUCUGCCCUUGAGUAUGUAUUGACAAGCAUUUUCAUUAAGGGUUCUCUUUCUGUUAUUUUAGUCCAUGUAAGUUGUUUUUCUGAUCUUCCAAAGCUUUCUCUUCACUAUAUCUAUUUCACCAUGGUGUCUGUAUGCUAGCGCAUCCAUAUUCAUAUGUAUUUGUGAGUUAUUCGCUGGUGUAAAUCUGUUAGGAUUGGCUGGCAAUGAAUGUGUUAGAUGGAGGUCACGUCCCAUCACUUCAAAGAUGUUUCCUCUCACGAAGAAUCUGCUCUUUCGUGAGAGUCCUCCUCUUUCUUCCUGUGGACGCACAGCUCAAAGGUGUUUUAACGGGUUAACAAAAGCGCUGCACCAUGGACUAGUGUAAAAAGCUGUGUGUAACACGAAUUACCACAUGGUCACAACGUCACACAAUCUCAGCCAAACCACAAUAAACUGAACACCACCUGUGUAACAUUCAAUUAUACGCUGUUAGGGGGUAUUUUGACCAGCAUUGGGACCUUAAUGCGACUCCCAGUAACGAUAAAGUCUGCCUGUUAAUUUUGUGCGCAUCGGUGAAAGGUGCUGCGUGUUAUGAACUGGCAUUUCCCUCCAUCUACGGAAGGAGCUUGCAGAUGCAGACUGCACCUGAUCGCUCACAGAUGCUUACCUCACUUUACACAUAAACACAGUACUGUAUUUUUACGUGGGUUAUUCGAGCCGUGACCUUAGCGAAACCUUUUUAUACAUUUUCCUUGUUUGUCAGUGCCUUGGUGUUCUUUUUUUUUUUUUGUAAUUAUUAUAUGCCACUUUGAUAUUCUCUAAUUUUCACCUUUUCUAUUAUAUUUGUAAAGAAACAUUUGUGUAAAGUUUUCCCUCAAGAUCUUUUUGCAGUGACCUUGUAUGUUGUAAUAUGGAAAAUAAAUCUUACAUGAGACUGAAUGACUGCAUAAUAAAUCGAAUUUGAGUCAUUUCA